AUGCACUUGACACUCAUCAGUGCUUACGCCCCCACCGCGACCUACACUCUGGAGCAGAGAGAGUUGUUCUAUCAGAACCUCACCAAAGUACUACAAGAAGUUCCUAAAGACGACAAGCUGCUAAUACACGGGGACUUCAAUGCCCGUGUAGGCAGAGAUGCCCAGUCUUGGCCAGAUGUCAUCGGGCCACAUGGCAUCGGACAUGAGAAUACCAACCGUCAACUGCUACUCACCUUCUGCGCUGAACAGAAAUUCACCAUCACCAAUACCCUGUACCAACUGCCUGACAUCCACAAGGCUACCUGGAUGCACCCAAGGUCCAAGCAUUGGCACCUGAUCGACUAUGUGAUCAUCAGGCACCGUGACAUCCAGGAUGUUCGCAUCACUAGGGCAAUGAGGGGAGCUGACUACUGCACAGAUCACCUGCUGUUGAGGUGUAGACUGUCCUUUUCCAUUGCCAACAGACACAGACGCCAGAAAGCUGAUGCUAAAAAGAAACCGGGCGUCCAAAAACUCAAUGAACCAAAAACAAAAGAGACCCUCAUUGCCAACCUUGCGAACCAGCUUGAACAUCUGCCAGCAGAGGGAAACCUUGAGAAGGCCUGGGUCAACUUCCGGGAUGCAGUGUAUGACUCUGCCAGCUUUACCCUUGGCCAGACAAAACCGAAACACCAAGACUGGUUUGACAACAAGAAGGAGAUCACCACCCUCCUCCAGGAGAAGAAAGAAGCCUUCACAGCCUGGCUCAACGACAAAGACUGUCAAGCCAAGCACGACGCUUCAAGAACAUCAGAGGAAAGGUGUAGACUGAGCUGCGACAGAUGUAAGACAAGUGGUGGGAAAACAAAGCUGUAG
Messenger RNA from Octopus bimaculoides (California two-spot octopus), 855 nucleotides. RefSeq names its product craniofacial development protein 2-like. NCBI's taxonomy places the organism in Eukaryota, Metazoa, Mollusca, Cephalopoda, Octopoda, Octopodidae. The record is from RefSeq and is a predicted model, not a curated record.